AUCAUUCUGCGCCGUGUCACGUGGCCAUGCGGACGGCAUGGCGGCGUUGCGGCGGUUCCUGGCGCGGCGGCCCUGGGCCGUGCAGGCGCUGACCGCCGGUAAGGGCCCGGCCCGCCCCCCUCUGCACCGCACGACGAGUCCGUGGGCCGGGGGGUGGUGGUGGGGCCUGGGGGAUGGGAGGCGCUGUAUGGGCCUUGGGCCUGAUCGGCCCCGGCGCCUGGGCCUGCAGAGGGCUUUCCCCGUCUGCCGCGCUGGGCUCCGUGUGCCGCUCCUUGGUCCGUUCCGUGUCCUUUGGGGCCCCUCCGUGUCCGGGACGGGCGAUGCCACGAGCCCAGAGGGCCCUCCCCCUCUCCGGGUGGAUCCCCGCAUGUAGCCCGGAGCCCACUGAAACGCACCUCCCCGGAAAGGGGGAGUUGGGGGAUGGGAGCGCCUCCACCCUUUGCUACCCAUCCCCCCUCCCCCCCCCCUUGUUUCCCGUGGGGUGACGGCACCGUCUCUGCUGCCAGCCCCUGCUGAGGGUGGUGCCAAGCGCUGGGGCUGUGCCAGGCCACCUCACCGUUCCCUUUGUUAUUUUUAUCUCCCUUGAUGGAAUUCACUGCCUGGCACCCGCUGUGGGACUGUGCCGCCACGAUGUUCCUCCGUGUCCUGGAGGGGGGCCAGGCAGAGCCGGGGGGGGGGGGGGGGGGGCCUCACACCGGGUACACACUGCAGUUCGAGACUUGCUCUGGGUUCCUCCUCACCAUUGCUUCUCCCCACCAGAGCUGACUUCUGUGGUGUGGGGCAACCCCUGGGCCGACCGUGGGACCGAGCAGCCCUCGGUGCUGAAUGGCAUUGGGUGGCUGAGGAGGGGCUCUGUCCUUGCGCCUGGGCACACUUGAAGGACUGCAGCCCCCCACGCUCCAGCCCUGAGCUCCAGUCCCGCUGUGCAGCUGCAAUGUUCCCCCGACACAGAGCUGCAGCCGGGGCCAGGCCAGGGACAAUUCCUGGCAGCUGCUCGCACUGGGGGCAGCCAGCAGCGGUGAGAGCUGCGGGGCAGCACUUUACCUCCCGCAGGCCGGGCUGGGGGCCAGGAUGCCAGCAGAGCCUGAGUCCGGCAGCAGCAGCACGUGCCCACAACGGUGACCUGGUGGCCUCUGCCUGCAGUGAGCGGCCCCGCAGCCAACGAGGCCCGCGGGGGCUGCCUACACUGUGCCCUACUUAGGCUUGAGUGCGCUCCAGGGCCCUUGGCUGCAGCGCGUGGGAGCAGCAGACUCAGCAAGCAGGGCCUGGGGGAUCAGCUUAGGGCUGGGGGACGCAGCGGUGAGUUCCAGUCCUGGGUUAUGGGUUAGCAUUGGGGUCACCUGACCCUCCUGGGCCACCCCAGCUGCACAGUCUGGCCAUUGCCCGUCAGAGUGGGUGCGCGUGCUGGGGGUUGCAUCUCCCUGUGGGUGAAUUCAGGCUGUGGGGUGCUGGGUGUGCAGUGCUGUGGCUGUGCCUUUAGGCUGGAGUCUGCCCUGUGAGGGGCUGCAGGAGCUGAUGCGGGGGGUGCUCCAAGUUCUCAAGAAGGGGGCAGAAGUGUGGGGGCUGGAGCACUGCCUUGGGAACCAGAGUGCUGGGAGCGAGCAUGGAGCCCGCGAGGGUUGGGGCACAGAGCGCCGAGCCAAGGGAGUUGCGUCGAAGAGGUCGGGAGGGCAGGACGGGGCGGGGGCUGCCAGAGACCUGCUGAGCUGCACCCCACCGAGAGCGUGGGCACGCAGCUCAAUCCUGCACACUGAUAUGGAAACACUGCUCCGAGCUGUGCCAACGGCCAGGAGGAACCGGGAGCGGUCCUGGCACCGAGCGAGGAACGGCACAACUGGGGAUCAGCUGCUCGUGGGGCUCGGGCAGGACCCCCACCCUGUGCCCGCCGCCCUCCUGAGCUCCGUGCUGGUUGCAGGGGCACUGAUGGGAGCCGGUGAUGUGAUCGCACAGCAGCUGGUGGAGCAGCGCGGGCUGCGCGGGCACCACAGCCAACGCACCCUGAAAAUGAUGGCCAUAGGCUUCUGCUUUGUGGGCCCCGUUGUGGGCGGGUGGUACAGGAUCCUGGACCGGCUCAUCCCAGGGGCCACAAAAGCAGUGGCCGUGAAGAAGAUGGUGCUGGAUCAGGGUGCCUUUGCACCGUGUUUUCUCGGCUGCUUCCUCGCCAUCACCGGGGCGGUGAACGGGCUGUCGGUGGAGCAGAACUGGGCCAAGAUCCAGCAGAGCCGGCUGCUGCUGCCGCCCCACUGCUGGGGUGGGGUGAUGACGGCUAUGGGACACAGAGCAGCCACUGCGGGGCCAGACCCAGCUGUGCCGGGCUGUGUGGGGUGGUGUGGUUGCAGGGCUGCUCCCUCCGCUCAUGGCCUCCACCUUCCCCAGGACUACGUGGACGCUCUGCUCACCAACUACUGUAUUUGGCCGCCGGUGCAGAUCGCCAACUUCUACUUCGUCCCUCUGGCCCACAGGUUGGCCGUCGUGCAGUGUGUUGCCAUUGUCUGGAACUGCUACCUGUCCUGGAAAGCAAACAGGCUGUGAGGGGGGAGCCGUGCUCCAGGUGCCCCCACCCACCGCCUCUGGGGCCUCGGCCAGGGAGCGUGUGUGGGGCUGGAGCGCCGUGCGGUCCCCCAUGGGGAUGCCGUGGCAGCGAUGACCCCGUGUGGCCGUGGGACCUCUCUGCCCGUGCUCUGUGCCCUGCCCAGCAUGGGGGGUGCUCCGUCCUUCCCCAGCCUCGCUGCUGGCUCGCACCCCACGUGCGACAGUGCACGACAGUACCUCCACUCGGCCUUGAUUCGGGCCCUUCAGGAGCACCCAAUAAAUGCACCUCUCUGCCGCCCCCGA
Molecule: messenger RNA, 2835 nt
Organism: Gallus gallus (chicken)
Lineage: Eukaryota; Metazoa; Chordata; Aves; Galliformes; Phasianidae
Gene: MPV17
Product: mitochondrial inner membrane protein MPV17
Exons: 7
Coding region: 1516-2532 (338 amino acids)
Cellular component (GO): cytoplasm; membrane
Source: RefSeq, a predicted model, not a curated record